AUGCUUUUUGGGGUGAAGGCCCUGCUGCUGAAAGAGGGCAUGGAUGGGGGAGAGGGUGGGGAGAACGGGGGUGAAGCGGCGGGUGAGCAGAAGGAAGGGGGAGAGGGGGCAGCGGGGGGGGGGCAAGGUGGGGGCGAAACAGGAGAGGAGGAGGGGCAAGGAGAGGGGGGCGAUGGGGAUGUGAGUCCUGUAGCGAGAGGGGAAAACGUGGUGGCGAAAUGGGAGAAGGAGGAGAAGGAGGCAGAGACCCGCAGACGCAGGGCAGCAGCACAGCACGGGGACUUGCUGAAAAUGCAGCUGCAGGAAUUGAUCUCCUGGUGGGAAAAAAAGGUCGACGGGCGUCUGGGCCCCCGCGAGCGUGACCCGUUUCAGGGCAAGCCGGAGGAGGAAAAGGCAGCGAAAGAAGAGCUGUUUGAGACGGUGUUAGCGGUGGUUCGGCUGCUGCCGGCGUUUCCUACGGAGUGCCAGGGGAGCCUUGGGAAGAUGUGUGAUGUGGGCGGGGAGGUGUGUGAGAGGACGGAUGUGGAUUUGUACUGGGUGGAACGGGUGGUGGCUUAUAAUCCUCCCGAGGUUCUCAAGAUGAUGCGCACAGAGAAGGGCAUCAAACAGCUGGAGGUGACGAUGCAGGAGAGGAAGGUGCGGGCGAGUGAGGAGGUGGUGGCACAGAUGAUUAGCAACUCAGCAGCACAGCUGAGGGAGGGCGGCGUGGAGACAGAAGCCUUUGUGCUCAGCCUCAAGUGCCCUCUCUCCCUCACCCGCAUCAAGGUGCCAGUGCGGGGCAAGAAGUGCUCUCACGAGAGCACAUUUGAUCUGGCUUCCUACCUGCGCUUGAACCAAGGCCUUGCCAAGAACGUCAAGCGAGCGUGGCGCUGCCCUGUUUGCUACCAGCAACUGCUGUGGUCCGAGCUGUUCCUGGAUGGAUUCAUGCAAAAGAUUCUUGAUGAAACGAGUGACGAGGUUGACGAGGUGGAGGUUUUUCCAGAUGGCAGGUGGAGAGUGGUGGAGAACGGUGGUGGGGAGGACGGGAGCUGUUCUGAGUCGGAUGAAGAGGAGAGGAUGAUAAUGAUUGCAUUGAAGCGAAGAGAGGAGGAGAGGAGGAGGAAGGCGGAGGAGGAGGAAAAGAGGAAGAAGGAAGAGGAGGCGAGUGGGGCAUUGGAGAGAGGGACGGAGGGAGAUGGAGUGCAAUCGAGUGCGGUUGGGAGUGGGGAGGAGGGAGGAAGGAGGGGUGGGGAAGGAGAGGGGAGGGAGGAUGAGGAAGAGGACGUAAUAGAGACUGCUGGAGAGGAGGGGAGAGAGGGGAUGAGAGAGGGAGUGAGAGAAGGUGAGGGGAGAGGCGAGGGGUGUGAGGAGGGAAACCGGGUGGAGGAGGUAGAAGCCGUGGAGGUGGAGGUUAAUGGUGGUUACCAGAACAUGAAUGGGGUGACUCUUGAGCCGACCGAAAAGGCACUUCAAAACCAGGUGGAGGGGGGGGAAGCUGUGGAGGUAGCUGGUGGUGACCACCAGGUGAAUGGGGGGACUCUUGAGACGACCCAAAACGCAUCUCGCAACCGGAUGGAGGACGAAGCUGUGGAGGUAGCUGGUGGUGACCACCAGGUGAAUGGGGUUACAGCGAGUCCGGCCUGUGUAACAGGAAGGGAGGCGGACAUGGGUACAACAAGAUCAGUUUUGGGAGACGAUGUCUUAUGUGGUGCUUCUCAAAACGGGACAGCAAGAGAGACAGCCUCACUGGCACCUAUUCUAGUUUCAAGGGACACACUUGCACCCGGUUCAGUGUUGAGCGAGACAGUUCUUUCCUGUUCUAGUCAAACCGUGACUGCAAGAGACACGGACAUGGUAACAGCAAGUUUGACUCACGUGAAUGGGCGCACAGGGAGUGAACUCUCUGUGCAGGGAAGGGAGCCAGUUACUCCCUGUUCUACUCAAACCGUGACUGCAAGAGACACGGACAUGGUAACCGCAGCAAGUUCGCCUCACAUGAAUGGACUUGAAGUGAGUGAACCCUGUGUGCGAGGAAGGGACAUGGUUCUAGCAGGGGUUGCUUCCCUGGAUGGACAAGUGGAGCUUGCUAGGUUUUCAGAGGCAGGAAAGGGUGGGCCAGAGAGGGGAGGGAGUAGCUCUGAGGCAGGGAGAGAUGGGCCAGCAGCAGCUGUGGUGGAGAGGGCAGCGGCGGUGGUGGUGGUGGGUGGGGCUUCGAGUGGCGUUGCUCUUAAGGCGCCUCAAUCAUCGGCACACAUGGAUGGACAAGUGGGGGUUGAGGGUUUUUCAGAGGCAGGGAAGAGUGGCGCAGCAGCUGCAGUGGUGGGUGCAGCGUUUAGUGGGGCUUUUAGACCAGCAGGCGAUGCCGUAGCAGGGAUGGCAUGUGAGGCGCAUGGGCGUGCAGAAGGGAUGGAUGGAAUGAUUGAAGAAAAACCGGAUGCUAAUUACAGUGGGCGUGCAGGGAUUUCAAUGGGCGUGCAUGCAGCAGCAGGGAUGGCAUGUGAGGCACAUGGGCGUGCAGAAGGGAUGGAUGGAAUGAUUGAAGAGAAACCGGCUGCUGAUUACAGUGGGCGUGGGCUUGAGGAGAAGAGUUUUGGGGAAGAGAAGGAGCAAAGGGGGAAGGGUCGAGACCUGGUGGUGGGGAGUGUGGUGGGAGGAGGGGAGGUGAAAAAGGAGGAGCAAGUGGGGGAGGGUUGUGGUCUGCUGGUGGGGAGUGUGGUGGGAGGAGGGGAGCUGACGAAGGCGGAGCAAGUGGGGGAGGGUUGUGAUCUCCUGGUGGAAAGUGUGGUGGGAGGAGGGGAGGUGGGAGGAGGGGAGGUGGGAGAGGAGGGCUGUGCUAGGGGAAGGGGCACGAGCGUGGGUGGAGUUAAGAGGAAGAGAGAUGGAGAUACGGGAGGAGAAGGACGGGAAGGUGGAGGAAAGGGAGAGGGGGAAGCGGAAGGAAGUCAGGAACAGGUUGAAAAGGUUCUAGAUAUGGGGAAGGAGAGGAGGAAUGGGAAGGAUGAGAAGGAUGAGAAGAUUGGGAAGGUUGGGAAGGGAGGGGGGGAGGAAAUGGACGGGAAAGAGGGGAAGGGAGGGAAGGAUGGUGUAAGCACGGGCGGUUCUGCUGGCAGUGGUGGUUCAGGCAGCGCCUCUGGGCAACGGAAGGGCAAGAAGACUUUUAUGGUGCUCCGCACUGCGAUGGCUGAAGGGGGUUCAGUUGAAAGGAAGGAUGGGAAGGAUGGUGUUAGCAUGGGUGGUUCUGCUGGCAGUGGUGGUUCGGGCAGCAGCUCAGGGCAUCGGAAGGGCAAGAAGACUGUUAUGGUGGUCCGCGAUUUGCAUGUCAUCUGCACGAAGGAAGAGGCCGCUCAGAUUCGACUGCAGUUGGAACAGGCUCAGCAGGGACAGCAGGGGCAGCAGCAGGGGCAGCAGGGGCAGCAGCAGGGGCAGCAGGGGCAGCAGCAGGGGCAGCAGGGGCAGGGGCAGGAGCAGGAGCAGCAGGUGCAGGGGCAGGGGCAGCAGGGGCAGCAGCAGCAAAGAGUGAUUAGAGGUGUGGAGGAGGGAAGCAAAGGAGGAGCAACAGCUUCUAGGGGGGUGGUUGUUGCUCUAAGAGCAAGAGGGAGUGGUUCAAACGAUUCUGCAGCAUCAUUAGGGAGAGGUGGCGUGAUGGAGGAGGGAGGUAGAGGAGAAGCAUCAGCUUCUGGAGGGUUUGUUGUUGCCACACGAGCACGAGCAAAGGGUUCAAGUGAUUCAGCAGCAGCAUCCUCUGGGAGAGGUGGUGUGGUGGAGAGUAGGAGGGACACACGUGGGACUGUAGAGAGGGAGAAGCGGGGUAGUGUGAGUAGCAGUGUGACAGUAAAGGGUGCUGUUGUGAGUACGAGGGGUGGUACUACUCCUGGGGGGGGGAAGACUGCUGUUGGGAAGAGUGGUGCUGGUGCUAAGGGUGCUGCUGCUAAGACUGCCGGUGCUAAGAGUGCUGGUACUGCUAAAGCUGUGGAAGCAGAGGUGAUUGAACUGCUCUCAGAUUCAGAUGAAGAGGAGGUGGAGGAGAAGGGUGGUGGUGAUGCUGGUGGUGCUGCUGGUGGUGCUGCUAGUGGUGGUGGUAGUGGUGGUGCUGGUGGUGCUGGUAAUGGUGGUGGUGGUGCUGCUGCUGCUGCUGCUGCUGCUGCUGCUGUUGCUGCUGCUGCUUCUGCUGGUGGAGGUGCUUCCGCUGGUGGAGAGCAGAGGGAGGGCAGCGGGCAGUGCAAGAGGGCAUGUGCCACAUGCUGUCCCAAACCUUCCUUCUUUCCUCCUGUUCUCUCUCCCUUCUUCCCUGCCUUUUGUCUUCCAGAGCAGCUCGUUCGCCCUGCCUCUAAAGGCGCGUCUCACCCUAAUGCUCACCACACCCACUCGCACCUCGUUCCUAACCAGCCUGCUCGUCCUGCUCCUACUGGGAAUCCCGCUCCCGCUCUCAACCCCGCUCUAAAGAAUGCCGUGGUUUCCUCUCCUCUCUCAUCCAUCGCCUCGUCUGUCCCUUCCUCUACCCCCUCGUCUGUCCCUUCCUCUACCCCCUCGUCUCUUACCUCUGCCACGCACUCAGUGGCUGCACUCUUACCGCCUGUUGGCUCUAAACAAGUCCUCACUUCGACCUCACUUCCUGCAGCUGCCCCUGAGAAUUCUCAGAAGUGA
Molecule: messenger RNA, 4623 nt
Organism: Closterium sp. NIES-65
Lineage: Eukaryota; Viridiplantae; Streptophyta; Zygnematophyceae; Desmidiales; Closteriaceae
Source: the annotation of a GenBank genome assembly